Molecule: messenger RNA, 2303 nt
Organism: Astyanax mexicanus (Mexican tetra)
Lineage: Eukaryota; Metazoa; Chordata; Actinopteri; Characiformes; Acestrorhamphidae
Gene: cebpb
Product: CCAAT enhancer binding protein beta
Exons: 1
Coding region: 259-1176 (305 amino acids)
Biological process (GO): DNA-templated transcription; regulation of transcription by RNA polymerase II
Molecular function (GO): DNA-binding transcription factor activity, RNA polymerase II-specific; RNA polymerase II cis-regulatory region sequence-specific DNA binding
Source: RefSeq, a predicted model, not a curated record
CGAGAAGUUAGAAACAUGGGAACUGACAGCAGCGCAUUCCUUCGCUCAUACACACUCACUCAAACACACUCAAACACACCCACCCACCGCUUUCAAAGCGUCGCUGACUGACGUUUCACGCACAGGUAUUUAUUUACAGGUGUGUGUGUAAGUAAGGUGGGCUACUGCACGCGCUGGUGACUUGAGAUCCUCCUGCACGGCAGCACGCGAGGGCAGCAAGCCCCUCUACUUUCUCCGGCUCCUGGGUGUCUGAGCUCCAUGGAAGUGGCCGGUAUCUACGAACGGGACUGCUUCGCUUACCACGGCAGUAACUACGACGCCGACGCGUACCGACACCUGGCAGACGGCUCCAUGACGAAGCUGGGAAUCGCGGAGCACGAGAAGGCGAUUGACAUCAGCAUCUACGUGGACACCCCUUUCAUGCACCAUCACCAUCACCAGCAGCACCAACACCACCAUCACCUGCACCAGCCGCCGCUGAGCCACGACCUGCUCUUCCCGGACUACGCGCACGAGGACGCCAAGGCGGUGGCGGUACCGGACAGUCGCGAGCUCGAGCGUGGUGGGGACCACGAGCACGCCGCGCGCCGCCUCGACUACGCCGAGCUGCACGAGACGCGGCUGGACGCCGUGCUGGGCGCGGACUUCUUGGGUCGCUGCUGGCGGGGAGGUGGCGGUGGAGGUGGAGGCGGCAGCGACGACGACGCCGCGCGCAUGGACGGCAGCGGACCCUACCUGCGCACGACGUCGUUCCCCACGUCGGGAGGCGUCGGCAUGAACGGUAGCCUUGGCGACGUGUCCGCCGCGUCCUCCUCGUGCUCAAGCCCACCGGGAACUCCCGCGCCACAGCCGCUGUCAUCAUCAUCAUCGUCGUCGUCGACUCAGCCGAGCGGCGGCAAAGGCGGGAAGGCGGCGGGAGCGCCUCACGGUUCCAGCGGAUCCAGCAAAGGCAAGAAGCGCCUGGACAAGGACAGCGACGAGUACCGGCAGCGGCGCGAGCGCAACAACCUGGCGGUGCGCAAAAGCCGCGAUAAAGCCAAGAUGCGCAACAUGGAGACGCAGCACAAGGUGCUCGAGCUCGCCGCCGAGAACGACCGGCUGCAGAAGCGCGUGGAGCAGCUGUCGCGUGAGCUCGCCACGCUGCGCAACCUGCUCUCCGCCACGGGCCAGUGCUGACCCAGGCUGAGAGCGCGCGGGACUCUUUGAACUCGUUUGAGCUCGUUUGAACUGUUGUCUAUGAUCUAUCGGUCUGAACUCUUUUUGAAGAAAUGAGAGAUAAGAGCAUUUGAUUGUUGAUUGUUGGUUGUUUUGCUCUCAGAAAUGAUCAUAAAAAAGGCUACGAAUUUAUUGACACGAUUAAUAUGUUUAUAUCAAGAGCUAGGGAUGCACUGAACUGCAGUUCAUGAAUGCUUCAGUAUAUAUUAACAUGUUUAUUUGGCUUAGAAGCACUUAAAAAAUUGACUACUCAAAAAGUGUUUUGUGUUGGUGUGUCAUCUCAUUUUUUAUUAACAUCUGGGAUGUUAAAAACAUGUUUAAAUCAAAAUCCAAAGAAAAAUAGUGAUGGUACAUUUAGGCUAGCUUGUCCAAUUCAUUCAUUCAUUCAUUCAUUCAUUCAUUCAUUCAUUCAUUCAUGCAGUUAAAGAGACAAAUAUCCUAUAAGAACAAUAAUGUUCAGAAUAGCUCAUUAAUCUAUUCAAUUUAUUCAUUAUUGGAAUUGAACAAACUGCACAAAUCAAACAAACAAAUUCUUAUAUAUAUUUUUUGUUUUGUUUUUUGAUACGUAUUCGUGCUCGUGCUUAGUUUCGGUGCAUCCCUAACCUAACGAUCAGCCUGUGUUUACAAGCGCGAGUUUACAGCAUGUGAAAGUGGAAGACUGCAGCGUGGACUGCUGGAUUGCGCAACACCGACCGUCCUCGUGCUUGGGGACUCUUCUUCUUUUUUAUUUCUUUUUUUUUUUUAAUGUCACUUUUUUGGUGUCCUGUUUUUUGUCGAUGUGUGUCUGUACAGUAUUUUUGUACGGGUGGAAAAAAAUACAAAAAUGUCUACUGUUUAAUACUCUGUUAUUUAAAAAUUGCAAUUUAAAAUUGCAAUUUUCUCCUGAUCUCUUCUUCUUCUUUUUGCCCGUAUCUGGGGCAGUGGCUGUCAGGGGAAGAGUUGUACUGCAGAGGUAUGAUGCAACUCAUUGUAACAGUAUUGGCAACGCGCUGAAGAAGAGUCUGCUGGAGAGAAAGAGGGUACACAUGUUCUAUUGCGAUUAUUAUAAUAUAAUAUUUUAUUGCAUUAAAAGAUUUUUACAACUUUGA